GCCGCGUCCGUCGCGGUUUAAGUGACCCACGCCCAAGCCAAAUCUAUCCAGUUUGAAGCGAGAUCUUGAUCGCAAUGGAGGUUCAUCUGUUCUACUUUGGAGCUGUUGUUGCCCUAAUGGGGUCCUUGUACUACCUGUUGACGCGGAGACAUGGCUAUUUCCACGACAAGCCGAUUCCUUCGAUGGCGGCCGUACCGAUUUUCGGAAGCGUAGGUGAUCUGAUGCUGCAGCGAGUGCCGUUGUCGGAGUUUAUCCAGACGAUGUACGCCAAGUAUUCUGGGGUUAAAGUGUUCGGUAUGUUCGACCUGAUGACACCGACGUAUGUCAUCCGCGAUCCGGAGCUGAUCAAGCAGGUGGGCGUGAAGGACUUCGAUCACUUUUCCGAUCAUGUGCAGGGAUUCGGAAACUCGAACUACGAUCAUCCAAAUCUACUGACGGGGAAGACGUUGUUCUCGUUGACUGGACAACGCUGGAAAACGAUGCGGGCAACGUUGAGUCCGGCGUUUUCCGGAAGCAAGAUGCGAUACAUGUUUGAACUGAUCGUGGAUAGUGUGGAGCGGGCGGUGAAGUACUACGAAGAACAGGCAGCCAAAAACGGAGCGCAGGUGUACGAGGUGAAAGAUGUGUUUUCGAGGUUUGCAAACGAUGUGAUUGCGACGUGUGCGUUCGGGUUGCAGGUCGAAUCGUCCCGCGAUCGAGAGAACGAGUUCUUCGUCAAUGGGAAGAAGAUGAUAGAUUUUGGCAGACUAAUCGUUAUGUUGAGAUUCAUGGGACAUCAGCUUGCCCCGUGGUUGAUGGCAUACUUCGGAUGGGACAUUACCGACGAGGAGCAGAAUACCUUCUUCAAAACAUUGAUCUUGGAUGCGAUCAAAGACCGUGAACAGCGAGGCAUCGUUCGACCAGAUAUGAUCAAUCUGUUGAUUCAAGCUAAGAAAGGUACUCUAAAACAUCAAAAGGAAACUGAUCAGCAAGCAGAAGGGUUCGCCACGGUACAAGAAUCGGAAGUCGGGAAAUCCACGAUCACCACAGCGAUGACGGAUGUGGAAAUGGUCGCACAAUGCUUAAUCUUCUUCCUAGCUGGGUUCGACACGGUUUCGACCUCGCUGCUCUACACUGCUUAUGAACUCGCCAUCAAUCCAGAAGUUCAACAGAAGCUGUACGAAGAGAUCCAAGCAACACGAUCCUCCCUGGGUGGUAAACCUCUUACGUAUGAUGCGAUGCAGAAGAUGAAGUACAUGGACAUGGUAAUAUCCGAGGCACUGCGUAUGUGGCCGCCAGCGCCGUCGACCGAUCGAGUUUGCGUCAAAGACUACGUACUCGAUGAAGGAAACGGAAAGAGAUACACGAUCGAGAAGGGAUCAACCGUCUGGAUCCCGGUUCAGGGCCUCCAUCAUGAUCCAGAGUAUUUCCCGCAACCGAAGAAGUUCGACCCGGACCGGUUCAGUGACGAACGGAAGGGAAGCAUCAAUACGGGAGCUUACCUACCGUUCGGUAUUGGUCCACGAAACUGUAUCGGGUCAAGGUUUGCACUGGCCGAGGUGAAGACCAUUCUGUAUUACAUGCUGGGAAGCUUCUCGUUCGAACGGUGCAGCAAAACGGAAGUUCCACCGGUGCUUGCGAAAGGUUUCGACGUUAUUCCGGCCAAAGGGAUGCAUAUAGAGUUCAAGCCUAGAGCUCGGCAAUAGCGCAGUUGCCCAGAGGCCUCACCCCUUAUCUACGCAUUGGGGUGGGUUGAAAACAUGUGAAAUCCAUUGAUAAUGGGACGAGAGGUGACCGGUUGCUAUGGAAAAGUCCGCCUCCUGUGAUAACAAGUCUAAUCUUAUGUGAUUACAAAUCAAAGCUUACCGGCUAUUCAAGGUGGUCAAUUUUGGUAAACAAAGUCAAACUUGGAAGUCUUUUCUUCAUGUAGCAAGAUCGACUGUGAUAUUAUAGCACACUAGUUCAGAUGGACCAUAAAGAACAAAGAAAGCGAAUAAACGGGCACCGUAAUCAAAUGUGUUUUA
This is a messenger RNA of Aedes albopictus (Asian tiger mosquito), 2003 nucleotides long. RefSeq names its product probable cytochrome P450 9f2. The coding region runs from base 75 to 1685 and encodes 536 amino acids. The transcript is spliced from 2 exons. The record is from RefSeq and is a predicted model, not a curated record. Gene Ontology annotation, molecular function: iron ion binding; heme binding; oxidoreductase activity, acting on paired donors, with incorporation or reduction of molecular oxygen. Lineage: Eukaryota; Metazoa; Arthropoda; Insecta; Diptera; Culicidae.